AAGUCAAAGGUCGGUAAAUAGUGGUGAUGUCAUGCAGGCAAGAUGGCGGAAGGGGAGGACGUGGGGUGGUGGCGGAGCUGGCUGCAGCAGAGUUACCAGGCAGUCAAAGAAAAGUCCACUGAAGCUUUGGAGUUCAUGAAGCGGGACCUGACAGAAUUUACCCAGGUCGUACAACAUGACACAGCCUGCACCAUAGCAGCCACAGCCAGUGUGGUCAAGGAGAAGCUGGCCACGGAAGGCUCCUCAGGGGCAACAGAAAAAAUGAAGAAGGGGUUAUCUGACUUCUUAGGGGUGAUCUCAGACACCUUUGCCCCCUCACCAGACAAAACCAUUGACUGCGAUGUCAUCACCCUGAUGGGCACACCCUCUGGCACAGCUGAGCCAUACGACGGCACCAAGGCUCGCCUCUACAGUCUGCAGUCAGACCCAGCAACAUACUGCAAUGAACCCGAUGGGCCCCCAGAAUUGUUUGACGCCUGGCUUUCCCACUUCUGCUUGGAGGAGAAGAAGGGGGAGAUCUCUGAACUCCUUGUAGGCAGCCCUUCCAUCCGAGCCCUCUACACCAAAAUGGUCCCAGCAGCUGUUUCCCAUUCAGAAUUCUGGCAUCGGUAUUUCUAUAAAGUCCACCAACUUGAACAGGAGCAGGCCCGGAGGGAUGCCCUGAAGCAGCGGGCGGACCAGAGCAUCUCUGAGGAGCCUGGCUGGGAAGAAGAAGAAGAGGAGCUUGAAGACAUUGCACCAUCUCUAAAAGAGACAAAGAUUCCAAAAGAGACCAAAACCUCCACAACCCCUGAAGCUGGACCUGGUCCCCAGAGCCCUUGUGAAGAUACUCCAGUGGAUCCCCCUGCAGAGGUGACUCCAUCAGAGAGCAGUGAGAGCAUCUCCCUCGUGACACAGAUUGCCAACCCUGCUGCUGCACCAGAGGCACCAGUGCUGCCCAAAGACCUGUCCCAAAAGCUACUCGAGGCAUCUUUGGAAGAACAGAGUCUAGCUGAGGACGAGGGUGAAACUGGACCUCCACCCCCAGUUCCCUCCAAGCCUCCAACCCCUGCAAGCCGAGCCAGUGGCCCAGAGCCCAGGCCUCCCGCCAGAGUAGAGACCCUGAGAGAGGAGGUGCCCACAGACUUACGCGUAUUCGAGCUGAACUCAGAUAGUGGGAAGUCUACGCCCUCCAACAAUGGCAAGAAAGGCUCAAGCACGGACAUCAGUGAGGACUGGGAAAAGGACUUUGACUUGGACAUGACUGAAGAAGAAGUGCAGAUGGCACUUUCCAAAGUGGAUGCCUCCGGUGAGCUAGAAGAUGUGGAGUGGGAGGACUGGGACUGAGGAGAGCCAGAGCAAGCAGCUCCCCACCCAAGACAUAUCCCACCUCCUUCUCUCGCUAAUCUCAGCCAGCCUUGGAAGACAUUGAGAAUGUCCCCCCCAAAAUGGCCUCUGCCAUCCAGAACUUGGUGCAGAUUCUGAUGGCUCCCUGCUGGCCCUCUGCUCACACCUUGGAAGAACCUUUCCAAAUACAAAUCCAGAAGUCUGACUUGUGCCAACUUUCGGAUGACUUAAAGGGAGGACCCGAACCCCACCGGAGAGCCUGCAUUUCUCUACUGUUCUAGGGACUCCUGCUGGGAAACCUCCUGGGGUAGCUGUCUUCUGCACACACAGGAGCUGAAACACAGGUCUCUGAGAAGACCAUAAGCUAGUGAGCUGCGCUUGGCCACACAGGGACAGUGAAUAGCGUUUUGGUUCCUGUCCCAGUGAGUAAGAGGCAAUCAUCUCUGGGAAAUUUGCCUCUCUCUGGAAUCUCCCUCCCAAGUGUUCUCCACUCCUGCAAAGGUCCCGUGGGUUCAGAAUCUAAGACCAAACCUUGAGUCUCCUUUAGCCCUCACCGGGAUAUCCUACAUCUUCCCAGGGCCUUUUCCUGUCAGAUGCACCCAAGUCCUUAGCCCAGCUGUGCCACUGCAGGAGUCUGCUCUUGUUCUUCUCCCCUCCCCAUAGCUUAGGACAAAAGCCAGCUGUGAGCUCUGUGAAGUGCUGAGCAGAAGCAGGUACUCACAGCCAUCUGCAGGCUGCUCCCCUCAGCCCUCUGUGAGGAAGGACCUCCUUCCUGAAGACUUUCAGCCUGGGGCUCGGUGAGGGCUGCACAGAGACCUGGUGCUUCACAGAUAGAAUUCUGGUGAUUCUGUGUGCUGGUGCAUCCCCUAGUGACUUAAAGGGAUCUUGACGGGCACCGUGGGUAGUGGGCACCUCACUUCAAACCUUCAGAGAAGAGGGUAGGAUGAAGAGAAUGCUAAAUCUUUUCUUUCUUUCUUUUUUUUUUCUUUUUGAUGGGAUGGGAUUUUUCUCUUUGUAAUUUUUAGUUUAAUUAACCUUUUGGUUGUUUGUGCAAUAUUAUAUAUUUUAAAUUAUGAUGCAUCUCCCCAGAGUAUUUUGUAGCUGGGAAAAGAAAAAAAAAAAAGAAAAAUUCUAACAGCUGUUAGUUUUGUAAUUAAAAAGGAACAAAAAACAAAGUUUGUCCUGAACCUUUUACAGAUUUGUCUUAACAGCAUUAAAGUGAUUGAACAGAA
Messenger RNA from Myodes glareolus (Bank vole), 2558 nucleotides. NCBI's taxonomy places the organism in Eukaryota, Metazoa, Chordata, Mammalia, Rodentia, Cricetidae. The record is from RefSeq and is a predicted model, not a curated record.